AUGUCUUCCUCCGACUUACUUCUUGUUACGGCCGGCCCGUACCGUUUCCUGGCGCGGUUCGAGUCCGACGCCGCACCCAAGACCAUCGCCAUGUUCCGGACACUGCUGCCGUAUCGCCAGAAGCUGAUCCAUGUCCGGUGGAGCGGCGAGAGCUUGUGGGUGCCGCUGGGCGACCAGGAUCUCGGCAUAGAUUACGAAAACCAGACCAGCCACCCCGCGCCGGGCCACAUUCUCGUGUACCCGGGCGGCUACUCGGAGACGGAGCUUCUGUUUCCCUAUGGCGGUGUGCAGUUUGCGAGCAAGAUGGGCCAGUUGGCGGGCAACCACUUUUUGACAAUCGUGGCUGGACACGAACACCUGCGCCCGCUGGGUGAGCAUGUGCUCUGGAAAGGCGCGCAGGACGUGUCCUUUGAGGUGGCCGACGAGGCAACGUGA
Sporothrix brasiliensis 5110 is the source of this 435-nucleotide messenger RNA. RefSeq lists its product as uncharacterized. The coding region runs from base 1 to 435 and encodes 144 amino acids. Lineage: Eukaryota; Fungi; Ascomycota; Sordariomycetes; Ophiostomatales; Ophiostomataceae. The transcript has a single exon. The record is from RefSeq and is a predicted model, not a curated record.